AUGUCUUUGCACACUCCACUAUGCAAGCUUCUUAAAAUUCAACAUCCAAUCCUGCUCGCUGGUAUGGCUCGGGCUUCCAGCGCCCCUUUAGCCGCAGCUGUCUCUAAUGCCGGCGGUCUGGGCACCAUAGGCGGGCUGGGUUACACCCCCGACCAGCUGUCCGAGAUGCUCACGGAGCUCAAAUCUCUACUGCGAGAUCCAUCUCUGCCCUUCGGAGUAGAUCUAGCCCUCCCCCAAGUCGGGGGAUCGGCCCGUGCCACAAACCAUGACUAUACACACGGGCACCUCGAUGAAUUGAUUGAAGUUACAAUCGCGCACGGCGCAAGUCUCUUCGUGUCUGCUGUUGGGGUCCCACCAGCGAAGACAAUCAAGCGCCUUCACGAAGCCGGCAUUUUGAUCAUGAACAUGGUUGGGGCGCCAAAGCACGCCGAGAAGGCCUUCAAAGCGGGCGUCGACAUUGUGUGCGCCCAAGGCGGCGAGGGUGGAGGCCAUACCGGCGAUGUGCCAUUCUCCGUGCUCGUGCCGGCGGUGGUCGAUGUGGCCCGGCGGUACACGAGUCCGUUGACAGGGCAGCCGGCGCUUGUCGUGGCUGCCGGUGGAGUCAACGAUGGACGCAGCUUGGCGGCGUCGUUGAUGCUGGGCGCGGCGGGAGUGUGGGUGGGCACGCGCUUUGUGGCAUCGGAGGAGAGCGGCGCCAGCCGCUUGCACAAAGAAGCCGUGGUGGGAGCGCAGUACGGCGAGACGAAACGGACACUCGUGGUCUCUGGGCGGCCCUUACGGAUCUUGCCGAACGAGUACAUUAAGGAGUGGGAAGGACGACCGGCAGAUAUCGCGGCAUUGACUUCUAAGGGCAUUGUUCCUAUGAUGGAUGACCUGGAGAACGAGAAAGACAUCGACAUGCCCUUCCUCAUGGGAGAUGUUUCAGCCAGCGUGACGGCGAUCAAGCCCGCUGCCAUCAUUGUGAAAGAGAUGGUCGACCAAGCGGUCGAUGUGCUCAAGGUUGGGAAUUCAUAUAUCAAAGGCCCGGGGAGUAAGUUAUAG
Molecule: messenger RNA, 1041 nt
Organism: Penicillium olsonii
Lineage: Eukaryota; Fungi; Ascomycota; Eurotiomycetes; Eurotiales; Aspergillaceae
Source: the annotation of a GenBank genome assembly